AUGGCCAGCUUCCCGCCGCCGCCUCCAUCGUUGGCGAUGACAGCAGCGUCUGGGCCUAUUCCGAGAGAGGAGGAGGCGAUAGAGGACGACGUGCGUCCCUGCCGAGAUCUGGAGAGCAAGAAGCCGGAGGCGGCUAGGACUGCCAAGCGUUGGGAAGUGUGUAGGCGUCCACAUCUACACGGUUCUGCCACCGCCGACAUCCUCUCCGUGACGCACGUCGCGCAGAACCUUCCAACUGCGCUCUCCACCGUGAUCUCCGCGCGCACCGUCUCUCUCGCUGUCCAGCCGCGUCCGCUCUCCCAUGGAAGGAAACUCUCCACCGCGAUCUGCGCGCGCACUGUUCCUCUCCCCAUUACUCCUCUCCCCAUUACCACGCUUGAGUCAGUGCAGCAGAUCCACCAUCCUUCGCAAACCCCUCCCCCUGCACUCCCCGCCACGACGCAGCAGCAGAUCCACCAUCGACGCGCGCGCCGCGCGCCCCGACGCGGAACGCUCGAUCCCGCGCAGCAGGAGGCGGCCAACCAGUCGUCGUCGCCCCCGGCCCCCACCCCGCCUGCCGCAGCAAGAGGCGUCCGCUACCGUACGCCCUCGUCCCCGGACCUCCUCCUCCCCGUCGACGCCGCCAAGAUGCGCCGCUACUCCGCGCUGCCCAAUGGCGGCCACCAGGAGACGCUGGCCGACCGCGCGCACCGCUACCGAGGCGUCGUGCUCGUCAUCCUCGCCCCGCUCGUGCUCGUCUCUCUCGUCCUCCUCCUCAUGCCACGCUCACCCGCUGGCACCAUGGGCGGCGCCCGGAGGUCCGGGACAGCCGGGGCAGACAGGUACGCCGUCAUCUUCGACGCCGGUAGCUCCGGCAGCCGCGUCCACGUCUUCCGCUUCGACGCCAACCUGGAUCUCGUCCGCAUUGGCAGCGAGAUCGAGCUCUUCGUCCAGAUAAAACCGGGGCUUAGCCACUAUGCCAAUGACCCCCGGGAGGCUGCCGAGUCGCUCUUCUCUCUCCUUGACGAUGCCAAGCGAGUGGUGCCCGCCGAAUUGCGCGACCAAACGCCUGUCAGGGUCGGGCCACCGCAGAGCUGA
Messenger RNA from Zea mays, 1077 nucleotides. RefSeq names its product verprolin-like. Lineage: Eukaryota; Viridiplantae; Streptophyta; Magnoliopsida; Poales; Poaceae. The record is from RefSeq and is a predicted model, not a curated record. Gene Ontology annotation, biological process: nucleoside diphosphate catabolic process. The transcript has 6 exons. The coding region runs from base 1 to 1077 and encodes 358 amino acids. Gene Ontology annotation, cellular component: membrane. Gene Ontology annotation, molecular function: nucleoside diphosphate phosphatase activity.